CAAUCAUCGGGCUUAUCUCUUCCUUUUCAUCCUGAUCACGAGGAGCUGAGGUCGAUGGCAACGGCGAAGCCCUCCAGCCCUGCAGCACUCCCUGCCAGGUUAUGCGGAUGCCCACCUUAUGUACGAAGUAUACACUAAUAAUGAUACCAUAAUGAAUACGUGGCUCGACCUACCGAUCCCUUCGCAGCCAGAGUCCGCCUGCGAACGCUAUUCAUUCCUCUUGGCGGCUUGGCCGGCCCCAAAUCCAUGCUGCUCAUCCCUCUGCCAAGCCUACUGUGGGAAGAACCCCGGUGAUAGACAGUACCUCUGUAUGUAGUCAGCCUGCUCAGGUGAUGGGUGUGGUCUUUCGCAGAUCGCUCUGCUGGCAACCGUCCAGUCCACAUAUCUAGGGGAGCGAUAGAGAGGGAGUCUUGGCAGCUGGCAGAAGGACAUACCUAUCGCUGCAGUUGUCCCUAUGAGACUGCUGUAUCCAAGGCCACAAUGGUAGGCAGCACACGUACCUUACAUACUCCGUACCUACUCUAUAGUCAAUACGAAGCAUGGCUAGGCAAUCAUACUACCCCGUAUAUGAUGAUCGAAUCUGAUGUACGUCAUACUAGCAGCAACAGGGAAAGAUGGCCUUGACGGUACCAUCUAAGAUCAUCUGAAAAUCACUGAUGGCGUACGUAU
Messenger RNA from Aspergillus ibericus CBS 121593, 669 nucleotides. RefSeq lists its product as uncharacterized. The coding region runs from base 152 to 316 and encodes 54 amino acids. The record is from RefSeq and is a predicted model, not a curated record. Lineage: Eukaryota; Fungi; Ascomycota; Eurotiomycetes; Eurotiales; Aspergillaceae. The transcript has a single exon.